CAUCCCUUUCCAGCACUUCUUUCUCCUCACAAACAGUAGUCACCACUCACCACAAGAGGGUUUUCCUAGAUGGCUAAGUUUAGAUGCCAAGAAGAAGGAAGAGGGCUGCAGAGCAGAAAAACAGAAAAGGGGAAAGAUCUCCUGCCCUGCGCGCCUGCACCAGCCUGCGUCCCUGCCCCCUGCCCUGCACCCUCUGCUGCGCCUUGUCCCUGCGCCUGCACCGAGCCCGCGCCCAGAUCCCCUUUGCUCUGCGCCGUUGACCUUGCUUGCGGCACCGAGCACGCGACCCUGCAUCAGCCUGCGUCCCUGCACAGGCCCUGCACCAGCCCUGCACUUUCCUCUUUGCGCCCCUGCGCCUCAAAACCCCUCUGCCCUGCGCGCCUGCAGCAACCUCGCGCCCUGCAUCGGCCUUGCGUCACGUCCCCUGUUGGCUGCAAUCCCCUGCACCAGCCCGGCCCUAAACAGAUAAAGAAGGUGGGAAAGCGAGAGCACCACUUGUGGAAGAAAAGUAAUUCAUCUGGAUCUGGGAAAAAGGGACUCAGUCUUGUUCAAAUUGUUUCUGACCUUCCUAAUGAGAAAGAGGCUGUUUAUAAAGCAUUGGAUAAAAGGGUAGCUUGGGAGACAGAAUUUCCAUUGGCUGCUGCAGCUAAAGCUUUACAAAUCUUAAGGAAGAGGAGCCAAUGGCUUCGUGUGAUUCAAGUAUGUCAGUUUUCUUCUUCUUGUUGAGGUUCUAAAGUGGUUAUAGCAUGUGGCUUAUGUUCUAUUUGUGAUGCUUUGAUGGUUGCUAAUAUGACAAUUUCUGUUAUUUUUUUCCUUAAUAUAAUUGUGGUAAGAGACAACAAGCUCAGCAUGUUGAAAUUUUCCAGCCAAAUUUGCUAGAGUUUUUUGUCUUGAGUGUUCUUAUAUUUGCAUUAGUAAUACACCCAUGAGUGAGGU
Rubroshorea leprosula is the source of this 936-nucleotide messenger RNA. Lineage: Eukaryota; Viridiplantae; Streptophyta; Magnoliopsida; Malvales; Dipterocarpaceae. The record is from the annotation of a GenBank genome assembly.